This is a messenger RNA of Vitis riparia (riverbank grape), 1789 nucleotides long. RefSeq names its product polygalacturonase-like. The transcript has 9 exons. Gene Ontology annotation, molecular function: polygalacturonase activity. The coding region runs from base 150 to 1538 and encodes 462 amino acids. Lineage: Eukaryota; Viridiplantae; Streptophyta; Magnoliopsida; Vitales; Vitaceae. Gene Ontology annotation, biological process: anther dehiscence; pectin catabolic process; fruit dehiscence. The record is from RefSeq and is a predicted model, not a curated record.
UCCACAUUCCCCAUUCUCAUCUCCAUAUUUCCCUUCCAAAACCAACUUCAGUUCACUUUUUCUAUAAAUGUAUAAGCCCCUUAAGCCCACCAUGACAUAGCAGUUUUACUCUCAUUAGACCAUUCUACCAAGCUUUGAUCUCUCACAAAAUGCUCCCACGAAGCCUUUUUCUCUCACUUUUCUUCACUUUGAUCUCUUCUUCUUUGUGUUCUAGCAGUUUCCAGGAUGACCCUCUUGCUAAUUUUCUUGAUCAAACACCUGGUUAUGAUCCAAGUGCCUACCCUUCAUUCUUUGGCACCAUUCAUGAUGACCGGAAUGAUGACUUUGAGGAGAGGUUCGCGAACCUGAAGAUGGAGUACGAGCCUGAAAUCAUCGAUUCCAUGAGAUAUGAUCAGCUGGGUACUCCUGCAACCUCACUGGGAGAGGUGAAUGUUGACGAUUAUGGAGCAGAAGGUGAUGGAAUAACAGAUGAUACUGAGGCAUUCAAGAAAGCUUGGAAAGAGACUUGUUCUUCAAACGUAGGUGUGCUUGUUGUCCCUGAGAAAAAGUACCGUCUUAAGCCAAUUACUUUUUCAGGCCCUUGCAAAUCUGAUUUUGUAAUGUUAAAGAUCUUGGGAAUGAUCGUGGCUUCCAACGAUCGUUCCGACUAUGCGAAAGAUAGGCGGCAUUGGCUCUUGUUCAACAACAUAAAAAACUUCAUAGUAGAAGGUCAAGGAACCAUCGAUGGCAAUGGAAAGAUAUGGUGGAAAAAUUCAUGCAAGAUCAACAAAACUCAACCUUGCACUGUGGCACCAACUGCGGUAACCUUCAGGCGAUGCGAGAAUUUGAGAGUGUGUGGCCUCAAUAUAAAGAAUGCCCAGCAAAUGCAUGUUAGGUUUGAGCAAUCUGUGGAUGUUCAAGCUUUUAAUGUCAUGUUGACUGCACCAGAGGACAGCCCCAACACUGAUGGAAUUCAUGUGACAGGCUCUCAAAAUGUUCAGAUCAUUAGCAGUGUUAUCAGAACAGGUGAUGACUGCAUUUCCAUUGUAAGUGGGUCCAAAAAUGUUCAAGCCCUGGAUGUAACCUGUGGGCCAGGUCAUGGAAUCAGCAUUGGGAGCUUAGGAGAAGGAAAUUCAGAAGCCUAUGUUUCAAAUGUGAUGGUGAAUAAGGCAAAACUCAUAGGAACCACCAAUGGAGUGAGAAUAAAGACUUGGCAGGGAGGAUCAGGGUAUGCUAAAAACAUGGUAUUUCAAAACAUUAUAAUGGAAAAUGUGAGCAAUCCCAUAAUCAUAGACCAAAACUAUUGUGAUCAAGACACUCCAUGCGAAGAACAGGACUCGGCUGUCCAAAUAAAAGGCAUAGUCUACAAGAACAUCCAAGGCACAAGUGCAUCAGAAAUGGCCAUAAAAUUCAACUGCAGCAGGACCUUCCCUUGCCAAGGCAUUCUGCUGCAGGAUAUAGACCUAGUAUCAUACGAAGAGGACCGAGAAGCGAACUCUACGUGUAUGAAUGUCAUGGAGUUGGAGACUAGGGGUCGGGUAUCUCCAACAUGUUCUUAAGAAGAAGAGGUUGAAUUAUCCAGCUAGGGUUUUGUAAAUAUCUAUUAUUUAUACAUAUAGUUACUAUUAAUUUAUGUGUUAAAACAACAAAAAUGUGUGGAUUAUAUACUGCAAUUAGGGAUACUUUGGUGGGAUUUGGUGAUUCAUUGCAGUUAAGGUUUGUUCUUACCUCAGUUUGCAGUUGAUAAUGUGUAAAACCCUAGUAUGUGUUAGCAGACAAUGUUGUUGCAUUCAAUAAAUUUUUUUUAAUA